Molecule: messenger RNA, 3683 nt
Organism: Hippoglossus stenolepis (Pacific halibut)
Lineage: Eukaryota; Metazoa; Chordata; Actinopteri; Pleuronectiformes; Pleuronectidae
Product: arylsulfatase I
Exons: 11
Coding region: 245-2560 (771 amino acids)
Source: RefSeq, a predicted model, not a curated record
CUCCGAGACGCUCCGGAGGAAGGAGGCUCUGUGGAAACUGUGGAAACCGGAGGACAUGCGGCGUCUCCUGCAAACUUCACCCGAAAGUAACUUCACUCCGAGCUGAACAAAGACCUCGAGGGAAGGGAGGAGGCAGAAUGAACUGAAGAGGAGAGGAAGAGGAGGAAGAGGAGGCAGAGGAGGAGGAGGAGGAGGAGAGCCGUUCACUCCCAUUGAUCCUGCACCGAGGGCGGCUGUAGUAAAUAUGCAGGCUGCUGCUGCUGCUGCUGCUGCUGCUCUGGCUCUGACUGUCCUCUUCAACCUGGACGGCCUCAGUGCCCUGCAGUCCAAACCCAGCACCCAGAACCACGAGGACGGACACACUCAGAACAAUGAGACAGAACCGGAGCAGAAGAAGAAGAAGCAGCCGCACAUCAUCUUCAUCCUCACAGACGACCAGGGCUUCAAUGACAUCGGCUACCACAACCCCACCAUCAAGACGCCCACUCUGGACAAACUGGCGGCGGAGGGAGUGACGCUGGAGAACUACUACGUUCAGCCCAUCUGCACGCCGUCACGCAGCCAGCUCCUCACGGGCAGGUAUCAGAUCCACACAGGACUGCAGCACUCCAUCAUCAGGCCCAGCCAGCCGAGCUGUCUGCCCUCGCACAUGGACACGCUGCCCGAGAGGCUCCGAGAGGCCGGAUACACCACACACAUGGUCGGCAAGUGGCACCUGGGCUUCUACAGGAAAGCUUGUCUGCCGACCAGAAAGGGCUUCGACAGCUUCUUUGGUUCUUUAACAGGAAGUGUGGAUUACUACAGUUACGGGUCGUGCGACGGCCCGGGGGUGUGUGGGUACGACCUUCACGAGGACGAGGGCGUCGCCUGGGGCCACGAGGGGAAAUACUCCACCAUGCUGUUCACGCAGAGAGCUCGCAAGAUCCUGGAGAGCCACGACCCGGCAGGCAGGCCGCUCUUCCUGCUGCUCUCCCUGCAGGCCGUCCACACCCCUCUUCAGCCUCCGAAGCCCUACAUCUACCCCUACCGGGACAUGGCUAACGUGGCCAGGAGGAAAUACGCCGCCAUGGUGUCCACGGUGGACGAGUCGGUCCGAAACCUCACCUACGCUCUCAGGAAGUACGGCUACUACAAGAACAGCGUCAUCAUCUACUCCACGGACAACGGGGCCCAGCCGUUUACAGGAGGCAGCAACUGGCCACUGAGAGGCCGCAAGGGCACGUACUGGGAGGGGGGGGUCCGCGGCGUGGCCUUCGUGCACAGUCCUCUGCUGAGACGCAGAAGAAGAGUCUCCAAAGCUCUGCUCCACAUCACGGACUGGUUCCCCACCCUGGUGGGUCUGGCUGGAGGAAACAUCAGCCAGAGUCGAGGCCUGGACGGUUUUGACGUGUGGUCGACCAUCAGUGAGGGGAAGGAGUCGCCUCGUCAGGAGAUCCUUCACAACAUCGACCCCCUGCACAAAGCGCCGGCUCAAACCAUGAAAUGGGACGCCGACACCGACGGAGACUCAGGACGCUUAUCGAAACGUCGGACAUUCAAGAAGCCGAAGAAGAAGAUUCUGAAGAAGCAACCGAAGAAGAAGAUUCUGAAGAAGCAACCGAAGCAGAGGUCAGCGCUCAAGCUCAAGAGCAUGAAGAAACCUCAGACAUUUCCUCAUCGUGUCCAGAAACCAAAGUCCAAACUGAAAGUUAAACCUCUCCCAAAAAAGAAGCCCAAACCUAAACCUCAGACCAAAGACUACGCUCAGCAUCAGUCCGAUCACAGGUUCAAGUACCGCUCCGCUCGUCUUCCACCCGCAUCAGGAACAUCUGACCCCAAGUCUCAGCCUCGGGUCCAGUCAACUUUAACACCCAAGUCCAGACGGACCACAUCCCAGAAGCAGAACUCAGGAUCAAUUCAGCCAAACUCCAAGACUCAGCUCAAAUUCCAUUUAAAGUCAAAGUCCAGGAGGACGGUGUCCCAGCACCUGAACGAGUCCCAGCCUGGGACGUCCCCGCCCACACCCCACACAACGCUCCAGUUCAACCCUGAGCCCUCGCAGACCCUGUGGGACACGUCGGUCCAGGCUGCCAUCAGGGUCGGAGACUGGAAGCUGCUGACGGGAGACCCAGGUCACGGAGACUGGGUCCCGCCUCAGGUUCUCCCCACUCUCCCUGGUCGCUGGUGGAACCUUGAACGCACCUUCCCGUCCUUCCACAAAUCCUCCACCCACAAAAACAUCUGGCUGUUCAACAUCACCGGCGACCCGUACGAGCGGCAGGACGUGGCGGACCAGAGGCCAGAUGUGGUCCAACAGCUGCUGGCUCGGCUCGCUUACUACAACCAGACGGCCGUGCCGGUUUACUUCCCGCCCGACGACCCUCGAGCCAACCCCAGUCAGCACGGCGGCGCCUGGGUGCCCUGGGUGGACGAGGAUGAGGAAGAGGAGGGGAAGUAUCAGGGGGUUUACAAGAAAGGGAAGAGCAGCAAGAAGAAGAGGAAGAAGAAGAGGUGCCCGCUGUGCAAGCUGAAGUCGUUCUUCCUGAAACUGAACACCGGGAUGAUGUCCAAUCGGAUCUGAGGCUUCCACUCACGACAUGAACGUGACUUCAGCACUUUGAACUUUUUGUCUCGUUAACCCUUAACUUCAAUGAAAAAAGUGGUAACCGUGGUAACCAAGUGAGUGAAUUCCACGACGUUCAGUCGACGUCUUUCAAGAACUUUAUCAAACGUGUCCGUUCACUGGCUUCACUCGGUUCCUUUUUUAUAUUCUCUAAACUACUUCAUUUUAAGUGUAUAAAUAAAGGUGGAUGAUGCGUCUCCGCUUGUUGUCACUGCGUAAAAGUGAAGCCAAAAGCGCAGCCGCAUCACCGCCUCCUGGUGGACUGAAGUGGAACAGCUUGUUGUAGCCAUCAGUUGUAUGACUUUUACCGCAGCCGGCCACCAGGAGGCGAUCCAGAUGAUUUGGCUUCACUUCGAGGAGCCGUCAUGUAGAAUCUAUGAGACAAAUCCAGAUGUUAUCGUCAUACAUGUGCUGUCAAAUAUCUCAUCUGAGAUUUUUUUUUUACAUUUAAAUUUUAUCGUUCAUAAACUGACGGAGUUCUUGAAACAAGAACCGACUGUGAUUGUAAAAUGUUAAUUUACACUGUAAACAAUUAAAAUGUGUGAAACAGAAAGACUCAUUAAAGUGAUAUUGUGAGUUGAUGUUUACAGUAAGUGUCAUAGAUCUACAAAUCCAGAUGUUCAUAGUGACAGUGCAUGAUCCUGAUGUUAAAUCACUAUGGUUGUUUUUCUUUGGUCAUAAACAAGAAAACAUCACAGAGGAGUUUAUAUAUUUUUUAUGUUUUCACUUUAUUUCCAGUGGUUUCAGAUGUUUUUGUACUUUUGAUUUUCAGAUAUUAUAAUGUGUUGGUUUUCUAUGUGUGACACAGGCCUCCAGAUACUGUGGUUGUUUGAAUGUGUCGUUAGUGACGAGCAUCUUUCUGACUUCAACACAUCCCACUGUGAACAGCAGAAACUGCCAUUUGAACGUAUAUAUUACAUUUUAUGCAAAGAGGUAAAGUUCUGACACAAACGUUCAUAUUUAGAUUUUGAAAUUCAAACAGUUUUAGGGGUCGAGUUGAGUCUCUGAGGUUGUUUGUUUGUUUUAAGUGAUUAUCAGAAGAUGUGUGAACCCAGUGAAAUAAACCAACAGCUAAAUAAAA